UGCUCAGGGUUCAGGUGGGGUACACUAGACUACUCUCCCCAUUCGAUUCUUGCAAUUGGCAGACGGGUCACCCGGGCAGCAGGAUGAGGAGGGCACCAACAGAAUCAACAGCAGGAAGGCGGCUCUCGCCAGUCCCCAGAGAGGGAGGCAGCGGUAAGCAAACAUCUUCAGAGAAGUCAAGCAGCUUGCCGAGGCCACACAGCUACUCAGCAAAGAGAGCUGAUGCUAAGUCCUUCAGAGGAAUGCCUGCAGCAUUUAAAAAAAAAAAAAAAAAAUCGAAAGCAUGCUGGGGAAGCAGGGAGCAGCUAUUUCUGUUCAAGGCAAUCACUGAGGCUGGGCCUGCCCAGAAUUCGUGAGGAAGCACCACAGAGAAGGCUGGUGGCUUGAGAGACACUGGAUCUUGCUGGCUCAGCUGGGCACAGAGCAAGGUGCUGUACAUAAAUGGCUUCACUGACUCCUGGAAGGAUGCCCAGGUCGGGACACUCACUGUGAGUUGCAAAAAAGGAAAGGGAAACCCUGAGAAGGAAGGCAGGAACAAGGGCUCAUGGCCAGAGGUGUGGAGCUUCAUGGAUAUCUUCUCGAGUGGGAUGCCCAGGCUUCCCUACCAGAUCCCAGAAGCUCCAGCUGAGUGGUUCUGCAGGAGGCUAGGUGUCCCUGGGGGCAUCCCCACCCCUCACUGCGACCCUCUCCAGAGCCCUCCACCCUCCUCCCUGCUCCUUCCUCUCCUGCCCUUUGCCUGCCCUACCUGUCGCCUCAGUGUGCUCCGACUUCGUCCUGCAGGCCAGUUCAGGCCGGUGUACAUUGUCUCAGAAGGGAGAUACUUCUUUCUGAUACUGGAGAGUCACCAGAAAACAGGACGGGCCGCUCAUCUCGCCCACAGGCUACGUUCUCCAGAUGCCACCAGGUUUGCCAGACGCCAGCUCUUGUCAGAGUUAUUCCAUUUGCCUGUUCGGAAAAGGCAGCCUUCGCCCCUGCGUUCCUGCCUCCUGGGCUGGAGGCCCGCCUGA
This is a messenger RNA of Sapajus apella (tufted capuchin), 1007 nucleotides long. RefSeq names its product chromosome unknown C7orf65 homolog. Lineage: Eukaryota; Metazoa; Chordata; Mammalia; Primates; Cebidae. The record is from RefSeq and is a predicted model, not a curated record.